AUGGCGAACGCGCACGCGUCAGACCCGAUGGACCCUGCCUUGGCGCGAUGGUCCGCAUGGUGUGCGAGUAAGAGCGGAUUCUCUGUGCCGUCCAAGUCAGAGAAAGAGGAAAUACAAUCGGAUAUAGUAGCACAAAAACGAUGUGAGCAAUGGAAAGACGAUCUACUACGAUCGAGUCCUAUGGUUCGGUUUAUGGUGAAGCACUUGACUUUAAUUCAGUGCAACCCAAUCAGUCCACGGGAUGAAAGUGAUAAAAUGUCAGGCAAAGAUAUACCGCCAAAGCUCCUAAUUGCCUCGUGCCCCCCAGAUAUUGCUGGUGGGUUCUCUCCAUCGGCCCCGGGUCGACCCCCGUCAGAGGCUGGCAUUUUACUAUGUGCGAAUCGCAUUUUUAGCAAGGGACAUUUAGAAGAUACUUUGGCUCACGAGAUGAUUCAUUGGUGGGACCAUUGCCGCUUCAAGGUUGACUGGACGAAUCUUCGACACCACGCAUGUAGUGAGAUCCGUGCAGCUUCUCUGUCGGGUGAUUGCCGAUGGACACGCGAAGUGAAUCGUCGGCAUUUCUCCUUUUUAAAGCAGCACCAGGAAUGCGCGAAGCGACGCGCUAUCUUGUCUAUCCGUACCAAUCCUGCGUGCAAGGAUGAUGAAAUGGCAGCUCGUAUCGUCGAUGAGGUAUGGGAGAGUUGCUUCCAUGAUACCCGCCCUUUUGAUGAAGUAUGUAUCUAG
Molecule: messenger RNA, 723 nt
Organism: Malassezia sympodialis ATCC 42132
Lineage: Eukaryota; Fungi; Basidiomycota; Malasseziomycetes; Malasseziales; Malasseziaceae
Gene: ATP23
Product: putative metalloprotease
Biological process (GO): mitochondrial protein processing; mitochondrial proton-transporting ATP synthase complex assembly
Molecular function (GO): metalloendopeptidase activity
Source: RefSeq, a predicted model, not a curated record